UCUUGACUAGACAUUUCUGCAAUCAGAUACACAUUAAUUAGAUACAGGGUGCAAUAACGAAAUAAAUAAAACUAUGCAACGACUUCUUCUUGACAUGUAAUCAACAAUUUAAUACCUCACAAAGGAUUAAAGAAAGAAUGGAAUAUAAUGUUAACUUGAAACAAUUUGAAAUUGGAAAUCUGGCAGAUUAGUAGUUGCUGUUGAUUGCUGAAUAUAAUAGCCAAAUUAAAAAUUGUUUAUUACAAUGGCAAUUACCAUUUUUGGCUUAGAUCACUUCGCCAUAAGUGCUAUUGUGAUUGUGAGCAUGCAGUUGGUGUUCUUUAUAAUCAACUCCAUGCUGCACUUGGACAAGCUAUCGGACUUUGCGGGAGGCGUCAAUUUUAUUGUCGUUGCGUUGCUGACCUUUUUUCUGGGCCAAGUUGAUCGGCCAUCUAAGGCCUACGAAAGUCGUCAACUGAUGGUCACCGUUUAUGUGUGUUUGUGGGGUGCCAGGUUGACUGGAUACCUGCUGUAUCGCAUCAUUAAAUUGGGGCGAGAUAAACAAUUUGAGGAUACACGUAGCAACAUCAUACGCUAUGCUGUCUUCUGGACGUUUCAGGCUGUUUGGGUUUACGUUGUCUCGCUGCCAGUCAUAAUUAUCAACUCCCGACCACAGACUGUCAAAUGGAUGUCCACGCUAGACUCCACGGGCACAGCCAUGUUUCUGGUUGGUCUCCUGGCUGAGACUUAUGCGGACUUGCAGAAGUUCUCCUUUCGCCAGGACCCCGCGAAUCAUGGCAAAUUUUGCAACGAUGGACUUUGGAGUCUCUCACGGCAUCCCAAUUACUUUGGCGAGGUCAUUGUUUGGUGGGGCAUCUUUGUCAUAUCGGUGAACGUGAUCAGCGGCCUGGAGUGGAUAGCGAUUGCCUCGCCCAUCUUCACCACUCUCAUCAUUUUAUUUCUGUCUGGGAUUCCGUUGCGUGAGCGCAGCUCAGAUGAAAAGUACAAAAAUCAAGUGGAGUACCGCAAGUAUAAAGCGUCCACAUCGCCGCUGAUACCCAUUCCGCCGGCUGUCUAUGAGGAGGUGCCUGGUGCUCUCAAGUUUGUGCUCUGCUGCGAGUUUCCGCUCUACGAUACGAUGCGACUGCACAAGGACACGAGUCCUUACUCGCUCUCCAUUGCGCGUUCCCACUCGCACAUAUAGCAGUCAGUGGCUCACUCUAGCAGCGCUGCUGCUGGCGUGGGUCAACAACACACACAUCAACACACGCACACACAUGGCGCGAACCAAGCGCAUCAUCAGCACAAAGGACACUGCUAUGGUGCGGAUGGCGGACAUGCAGAGCAUCAUCACAAUUGUGGUGGCAGCUGUCGCAAUGUCCACGUCAAGUCCAAUCCCUAUCAAUGCGAGGCAGGAUAUGGCAACUAUGGCGUGCGACACAUUGACGAUGAGGAUACGGAUGAUGGGGUAAUUUACUUGGCUGGUCAGCAUUGCACCAAUGCCAAAACACACUAUUUCCAUGCCUUGGACGAGGAUGAGACGCCGCAACGCAAACAGCAACCGAAGUGCAGCUAUUUGGCUGAGGAGGAGCUGGCCUCCGACUACGAUGAGGAUAUUCCACCCAUAGGACUCAGCAAGGUGAACAGCGUGGAGAGUUUUGAGCGAGAGAAUCGCGUGCAAAUCGCCACUGAGCGAUCCGUGAAUGCCGAGGGAAUGCCCGUGACAGUGACUACAAUAUUGUGAUUGCCAGUUUAAGCGCUUUUCGUUUGCUUUGAGUCGAGUUUGAUCUACUGUAAUCCAUAUCCGUCUGUUUUUGUCUGUCUUCCUUCACUUUGUAGGAGAUUUUAGAACUGGAAGAAGGAAAGUUCAAAGUCCUCUACUCACGAACCGAUUUUAUUGCAGAAGCAGACAACUCUGAUACGCUCAAGUUCAUGUUGAAAGUAUGUCAGUCAGACUAUCCGUCCUUCUAUUCUGGGUAGAGGGUAUCUCCUAGUCGAGUACUCGCGACUAGCACAUCAUUUGACUUGUUAAAUCUAGGUGUAAACUUUGUUGAAUGAGAUGCUUCAGUUAUGUUUUCCAAGAGAGAAACAAGUGCCAAGCAUAAAAACCAGAAAAUCAUCGCUUAGAACUCAGCCAAGCUUUUGAUCCAAUACAUAUAAUAUAUACACAAUUAUUAUGAUAUUCGUUACCUAAAUCAAAAAUGUGCCUAUUCUACAUGUUCUUAGAAUGUUGCACUCUUUCAAAGUUAAAUUUGCCUCUUUGUUGAUUAGAAUUCUAUUAAAAUUGUUACAAAUCAAAACAAGAAAACACAAAAAAAGUUUAUUCCAACUUCUACAUAUAUUCUUAUCAAUGACAUACAUACAUAUAUCGUAAGAAGAAUACACCCCACCUACAAGAAGAAUAUCUAUGAAAAUAUAUGAAAUGAUGUAGUAACUAAAACUAUAAAAACAGAAACAUAUCCCAAGCCAACCCACGUUCGAUAUUUUUUCGACUUACAUACAAUACAUUUAGAAUAAUACGAACUCUGAAGUACAAGAAGCUUGUUGAACAGAAAAUACUUCUAAGCUGUUGUUAUUUUAUACAUGUACAACAUUAUAUUAUAAUAAUAACUAUGGAAAUAUAUUUAAAUGUAUAUAAACUAUUAAUGCUCAUCGGUGUAUGAUCCGUGUCUCGUUUGUCUCAAAUUUAAAACAAAACAAGAAAUACAGUAUUAUAACAAUUAAAAUAUUUAUAAAGCAUUGUACCUAAUUACGUAUCUAAUGAGCUCUGAUAAUAAUAAAAGCAAAU
Messenger RNA from Drosophila albomicans, 2767 nucleotides. RefSeq lists its product as uncharacterized. Gene Ontology annotation, biological process: lipid metabolic process. The transcript is spliced from 6 exons. Gene Ontology annotation, cellular component: membrane. The record is from RefSeq and is a predicted model, not a curated record. Lineage: Eukaryota; Metazoa; Arthropoda; Insecta; Diptera; Drosophilidae. Gene Ontology annotation, molecular function: oxidoreductase activity, acting on the CH-CH group of donors.